Messenger RNA from Spathaspora passalidarum NRRL Y-27907, 1258 nucleotides. RefSeq lists its product as uncharacterized. The coding region runs from base 84 to 1076 and encodes 330 amino acids. The record is from RefSeq and is a predicted model, not a curated record. The transcript has a single exon. Lineage: Eukaryota; Fungi; Ascomycota; Pichiomycetes; Serinales; Debaryomycetaceae.
CUUGCUCACUUAAUGGCUGACUGAAAUUUCCCCAAGUUUAUUAAAACACCCAUCACAAGUUAUUGAAGCUUACCCCAUUGAAUAUGCAAAUCUUUGAAUUCGAUCCCAAGUCCUUCUCCAAGGAGAAAUACAACGUUGGAGGAAUUUCCACCUACGUUUACAAUUCCGAUUUACUUGUGCCAUAUAUCAAGCAAUUUGACGAUGCUAACCUCCCCCACAUUGAGGAAAUCCCAAUUAAUGUCCUAUACUUGGUUCACCAACGUGGUGGAGACCAUAGGUUCACUGAAUCAAUUGCUUACAACGUGCUUAAACAAUUUUACGAAAAAAGACCAGCAAGUGAUGAUACUACUCCGUUAAUUUGUGUUACUUUUGAUAUUAGAAACCAUGGUGAAAGAUUGGUUGACGAGUUGCGUAAUUCCGGAUGGACUAAAGGGAACCAAAGUCAUGCCGUAGAUAUGGUUUCAGGAAUUGAAGGUAACGUACGUGAUUUGAAGUUGAUAAUUGAUUACUUGCCAAGUUACUUGAACUUGAACCAUUUCCUUGGCGCCCAAUUCAGAGAAAGAAACCCUAGUUGUGAAAUCAAGUUCCGUAACCUUUUAAGUGGGUAUUCUCUUGGUGGACAUACUGUGUUUAGAUUUGCUAGCGAGUAUCCCGAAUUAGUCAAGAUAAUUAAUCCCGUGGUUGGAUGUCAUGACUUGACUUCUUUAUUGGUAAACCGGUUGAAACAGACCCCACUUGAUUCACCUUCUUAUCAUAAGAAAUAUUUCUAUUUCCAUUAUGACGAAUUAGACUUGAAUACCGAACAGAAACAACUUAAUUAUCCAGAAGUGUUUCAUAAAAGGUUGAGCUACGAAGAUACUAGAAUCUUUGAAAAUUUCCCCAUGAACAAAAUCAAAAUGUUUGCUGCUUUCGGAAAAGAAGAUACGUUAGUGCCGGUCAAAUUGAGCUCUGUCUGGUGUGACGUUUAUGUAAACAGUAAUUCCGCUUGUGAAGUGUUUGUCCAAGAAGGUGUUGGCCACGAUGUCACUCCAGAAAUGAUAGAUCGUUUCACUACCUGGUUAGUCAAGAACAUCUAGAGUGUAAGUUUAUAUUUGAUUUGUAUAAAAGUGUAAACAUAUAAGUGCAGACGGAAUGUCGCAAAUCUCACUCAAUGUCGCGUCAUGGGUUGAGUUUCAAAUUUCACUUUGACUGUCAUUGUUUGGUCUCCACUUGGUAACAAAGCCCAAAAAAAAAUAAACUGUAAAUUUAGAAAUGGCCC